AGAACGGGCUGCUGUGAAGGGCUGUAGGGUCUGUAUGUUAUGUAUAGGCACAAGAGAGAGAGACAAUCAGGCGAGGGGUGGGUGAAGGAAAGGCACUGAGCCAGGGUGCAGCACGAGGAAACUGUAUCAGCUUGGCUCAGGCUGGCUUCCUCCCCUCUACAAAAGCCCGGUUGGAGGGCAGUGAAGAGGAGCUGGAGGCUAGAGUUUCAAGCACCGAACUGACAGUCCGUACUGCACAGAGAAAUGUCAGGUGUAGCCUCACCUGUCCACGCAAAUAUGAAUUUGUUUCCACUCCUCUUCCCGGCCACUUUAUCGGCUAGGUUUAACGCAUAACAGCCAAUUUUCAGCUAUAAUCCAAGGAAAAACCCCAGAACCUGGAUACUACAGCAAGCUGUGUGAUGAUGUCAGUGGCAGUGUCGUCAUAUUUCCACUGGGCAUCGUCUAAACACGCUGCUUUGUAAAGGUAGACGGGGUGACAAGGAGCUCAGGUUCAGCUGCGCGUCCUAUUGCUAUUGCGUAACAGGCGUGCCAAGCGGAAGGUUGGCAGGUAGGCAGUCGUGUUUAUCCGCUUUUGAGAGAGGAAAAAAUGAGAGGGAGGGAGCGAUCUGGAGAGAGAUGGAGCAGUCGGAGGGGGCGUACAUCUCCUCAGUCGCUCGUGGCUAGAAAGCUGGCAACGAUACAACGCUGCUGAAAGGCAACCUCUCUUUGUGCCCAUAGAGGAGCGGUUUGAACCUCCACCGCCGGCGGUUGUUAUCCUGCGUGCGAGGUAAACCCGGACGACACCUUUGCUUUCACUUCAGGAUGUCCUAGUCCUGAUAGCCCUGCCGCAGCGGACGCCAUCGACUCGGAGCCUCGCAGACCCGCAGCAGAAACGCAGUGAAAGGAUGGUGUGACAAACAGACUUCCAGAGGAACCAGUCACUGCUCAGCGCUCAGAGGGAGACCAUGGCUCCCAUGUCCCUCAUGCUCCUGGUCUUGCUCACCUCCAUCAUCGAUUUUGCCGAUGCUCAGACCGUCAUCGGCUACUCCUCCUCCUUCUCUUCUCUGGACCUGCCUAGCGAUUCUUCACCUCCACCAACCAAGCAGACUCCUCGUUUCUGGCCAUCUUUGCCUCCCAGGGGACGCAGUGAUGUGCCCAUCAGAGUUACAGGACAGGACAGGUUAACAACUACAAAUACAGUGGAGCAGAGGGAAAGACUCCAUCCAUCGGUGACACAGUUCAACCGCCCUCUUCAGUCUGCCCUUCCCACACAGAACCUUAGCAGUGGACUAAUUGUAACCCAACCAACUGCCUCUAGGCCCAGAACUGACACAGCCAGUUUAGCAUUCAGCAGGGCUUUCAGAAAGGGAGUUGCCACUACAAAAAGCUCAACUCCACCUCCACUUGCGUUGGACUCUGCCGAAGUGGCUGAGCCUGCAGGUGAUAAGACAGUGACAGGAGCGAAUCCAAAGGAGGAAGCAAUUAAAGAGAAGCAGGGUGUUGAUUCACAAGGGUUGGGAUCAGGUAUUGCUCCAACAGUAAUGUUUGUGAAGGAGGAAUCACCCGAUCCUCUGUCAACAGUUGAUGAUGAAAUGGCACAGUAUCGACCGCAGGCACAGACCGUGGCCUCUAAAGUUUCUGAUGUAAAAACUCCACCACUGGACAGUCAGACCGUGAAGCCUCACCUGUUUGCGUUGACAACCACCAGCACAACCAGAACCACUUCUACAACAGUAGCGAGUGAGAAAGUGAUGACCCCACUGUCCUCUGUGGUAACGCAGCAGACACUUAAGACUGUGCAAUUAAAAGGUGAACUGGGACCAAACACUCCUUCCACUGACAGAGUUACUCCAAAGCAGGACUCUGAUGCUGAGAUGUUACCCCAACCAACAUCUACCGUGACUGGCUCUAUUGCUAAACAGCUCCAGCCUGGAGCACAGCCGGUUACUACCCAAAGCAAGAACAGUUCGCAUUCAAACACCACAAAACUACAAGUGACAAAUACUUCUACACCCAGUGUGCUUCUUUCUGCCAAAUCAACAACUCAGCUCAGCAAAACAGUACAGCGAGGAAGACAUGCUGCAAGCACAACAGUGCAGUCACUGAAGAUAGGGGUCUCUUCCAGUCUUACAGCGAGUGUUGUACCAGUCAUCCAAACACGGUUUCGUCCCACAUAUCAGAAUGGUAUUAUUCAGAAGAACCACUCUCAUCAGCUAUCGAGGAACCCUCACUCAGCUCCUUAUUCCACUUCUGAUCCAGCUCCCUCUCCCAGUGCCAAUUCCUCACCUAAUGCCACACUUCUUUACUGGGGUGAUCUAAGCCGGACACUUGCUUUCGCCUGGGAACUUCACGUCUACGGAUCUGCAAGCCUCUUCCUCUUGCUGUUUGCUGGAGCUGCUCUUGGCCUCACACUGUCCCCUGGCGCAAACUGUCCUCAUCGUGGUGCUCUUGCACUGGCCAAUGCUCUGCUGUUUCUGGCUGGAGGCCUCAGAGCAGCUCUAUUUCUCAUUGAUCCCUAUGGCACACGAAAAUUCCUCCCUCGCCCUGCAGUUACAGCCAUCUACAACCUGCCUCUGCACCUCCUGGUAUGGACACAUGCUGCCCUGGCGCUGCUGGCAGUGAGGGUGGCAGGAAUAAGUGCGUUACCGCCAACCAUGGAGCGGCCUCCUCUGGUGGCUGUGCUGACUGUGUUGCAGUGUACCCUGCUGCUGGCAGCUGAUCUGCUCUCCCCAGCCCUCUCUCCUGUGGUGCCUGUUACCCUACAAGUCCUGUCUCUGUGUUGGGGUCUGGGUCUCUGCCUGGGCUUUCUUUGCUAUGUCUUCCCACGUAUACGCUGCCCUGCUGUUCCUCAAGCCGGAGUUUCCGAAGAGGUACGGAGAAAGGCUUGGACAGGGAGCAGGAGAAUAGGAGUGAUUCUGGGAAGAGUGCUGGCAGUGUGUGCAGUUCUUGGGGCUUUGUGUUUUGGGUUGCAUGCCCAUGCUAUCUUGUGGCUUUAUGGACUGUUAGGUGACUGGACACGCUUCAACUGGGGAUGGUGGCUAGUGCAUUUCUGGGCCCGACUCCUGGAACUAGCCUGGGGGUUCUCCCUGCUCCUCCUGAGCUCGUGGGUGUUCUGGAGGCCUCAGAGUUGCCGUGGAAGGGAAGAAGGUGGCCAGGAUGGAAGAGCAGCAGGAGACCUGGCAUCCCCUAGUGAUUCUGCAGGCUCCCCUCAAACACACACCUGCUGGUCCAAGAUAGUCCAGAGCCUGAAGGGUAAGCCCUGCAGGAAGUCUGACAGUAAUGGCGUAGGAGGAGGAGGAGGUGGAGGAGUAGGAGAAGUGCCUAACAACUGGGCUGGCCAGGAGCGUCCUGGGGCUGAUAUCAGCAAGAGUCUGAUUAGAAAUCAGAACCAUGAGCAGGCCGUUUCACAGCCACUUGUCAAAGACAGCAACCGGGGACGGAACCAUAGGGGCCACUCUGCAGAGCGAGGCACAUCUGACGGCUCUACUGGCUCCCUCCUAAGACUGCAGACGUUUGGCCAGCCUCCACAGCGCUCGGUGAGCGGCAGCCUGGAUCAGGAUAGGGAUACUUCCCUGUCUUUCUAUGAGUUUGACCUGCGGCCGCCCUCCCCCAUCGACCUGACCCGCAGCAUCGAUGAGGCUCUGCACAGAGAACACCUGCUUGAAGGAGGGAGCCUGUUUCAUCCUUUGAACCAGACCUUACAGUCCCCUUCCCCAGGCUCAGGGGUCAGUCAGGGGCCCUGGCUCCGCAGGAACAGUGAUCCUCAGUUGCUCUCAGAGAGUAGCGAGGCUCCAACAGAGUCUUCCAUGCCACUGGGGGGAAGCAUUCUCAGUAGUGUACCCAGUAGGCAGGUGACUGCUCCCCCAACGCCAUCCCACCAGGGUCACAGAUGGGCUGGAAAUGGGACAACAAGUGUCCCUUCAUCAGUGUCCUGUCCUGUGUCACUCCGUCCCUCCAGAACCUCAACGGGGCAUUUGGGAGACGAUGGAGUGGACGACACACGACCGUUUAUCACCCCAGACUCUGAAAGUGUGCGAGGGAGAGCUGCGAGGCCAGUGGGGUCACGCAGUUACCUGGAAGUCAGUCGACAUGACGAUUCUGCCAGUGUCAGCAGUGAGAUUAUUGACCUAUGAGCCUAACCUUGGACAUGAGGACCAAAUGACUGCACAUCUAACGCAUUCAUUUAACAGGAACUAAUCCUAACCAGGGAUGCUGCAAAUAUUGGGAUAAUAGUAUUAUUAAACUGUGUAAUAAUACUUUUUGUCAAAAGAGUGAAAAUAUAAAAACAAGGAUCUGGGUGACAAACUUAAAAGGUGUCACCUAGCUGCCUUUUGUCUUUGUUGAUCAGAUUAGCUGUUGAUUAGCAUAAUUUAUAGACAAACAGCACGCUCACUUUCCCAUCUGUCUAUCUUUUUCUUGUCUGUUUAACACUGGUAUGACUUCAAGUACACUGAGAGCACACUUACAUACAAUUCCUGAGAAUGGCUCUUUAGCAGGUCCGUGCUUGUGACUGGCUUCAGACUUGUGAAGCUGAUGAAUUUAAUCUUUCAAGAAAGUAAGUAGAUUUAGAUAUUCAAGUUCUUGCUUGGAAACAUUACUUUAACAGCGUUAAGUUUAAAGGGUAAAAGACAAAUGAUGCUCCAAGUGUCUUUGUGUCCUGUUCAAAUGGUUUCUGCAAAAAGAAAAAUACAUGACUGCAUAUGAUUGCUCAUCAGUUCGAUUCCUUUACUAGAGUUUCUUUGCUGUCUUUCAUAUUUCAGUUUGCUUCGUGAUGUAAAGUUGUGCCAUACGUAAUCAAAGUUGGUUUCUGUGCUAUUAUUAAUGGUUUUAUAAACCCAUUAUUUGGGUUAAUGGUCUCUAGCAUCUUAGCAUUAUGACUCAGCUGCAGAUUACUACAUCUAAGCUCUUAACUUGCUGCUGCCAUCAUUGUACUUGUCCAGUUUGCCUUGUAUUUUAAAACCGGUUACAUAAAGAGGCAGGCGAUAAACAACAGCCAGAGACACAGCUGCGGAGCAGACACCUGCUAACAUGUGUUCCUGAGGUUUUUAGCUGUUGAUCAAAUUGACAGACUUUAAAUAUGGAACUCAACUAUGAUGCAUUUUGUUGAAGGACAGAGCUUUGCAAUCAAUAACCAUGCUUAACGUAAGCCUCUCAAUAAAAAGCUGCAUUCAGUUCAAUAUGUUUGGUAUCUAAUUACAUGCUUCAUAGCUUUGCAGGGCUGCAGCACACAAGACCGGCUUAGCAUGAACCUCAGAAUUCCUAUAGUUAGGCCUGACUCAAUAACGGAGCACUUAACCCCAAGCCUGAGCACUAGACUGAAGUAUUUUAUUACUAAAAAGGAAAAUAUCUUUGAAAUCUAUGAUGUAUAAGCAACAAUGUAAAUAGUUAUUUUUGAUGUUUCAUGAAUAAAGGUGUAUUUGAAACAGUUAUAGUUGUUACUGUGAAAGACAAUCUAAGUGAUAUUGCUUAUGCGUCUGAGCUGUGCAGACAGUUUUGCUAUUUCGACGUCAGAUUGUGGCCUGUUUAGUACAUGCAGAGCUGUGACAGCUGAUGCUUGACUGCAGAUGUUAUGUUAAGGACUUUUUGGGCUAUGCUCAGAAUUUAAAAAAGAUGGAGGUUUAGCGAAGUGUACAGUUGACGGUCAGGAUCGGUUUGAUUUUUUAUUUUAUUUCAGCUUUUCCUGUCGUUAGCGGUGACAAAAUUAUUGGGGGGAAAACAAACAAAACAAAAACAACAUUUUGGUGAAAUCAUAUUUCGUCCAUUAAUUCAUUUGAACUGUUUCUGAUCCCAAAAGAUAGCCCAGUGGUUCCCUCUGAAACUUGAACGGUUUUGCUCCAACUUGAGAUAUACUUUAUUAUAAAUGAAACUUACAGAUUUAUCAUUGUGAUUCAGUCUUUGAAUGUUGUUUUGAAUAUGUGAGGAUAAAGUGACAUUUUGUUUUGCAUUAUUUGGGAAGAAACAUAGUUACUCAUGCCUCUGUUCCUGAUUAGAGCCAGUCCCUUACUUGUUUUCCGGUUACCUCAGGGUGACUUGCAGCACCUCCCAGUGAUGUGAGACGCUUGACUUAUAUAGUAUUUACAGUACAAUGGCCUUUUGUUGCUGUCUACAUUCCAGUGAACCUGUAUAAUUUUACCGUAUCAUCUCUCGCCAUUACCGCCAUUACCUAUUUUACUUCAUGGCAGCCGUGGUUCCUCCAGCAACUGUAGUGUUGUCCUACGGAGCAGUAAGUCCUGUAGAAAAUGUGCCCCUUUUGGUCUUUAGCCAUUUUGCAGAAGUGCAGUGUUAGCGUCAUCUGUUUACUUUGCUCACUGAACUUUUGUUCUCGUAUUUCUUGCUGCAUUUUUUGUUUGAAUUUAAAUAAAAAUGAUAAAACUCAAACCCA
Messenger RNA from Maylandia zebra (zebra mbuna), 6361 nucleotides. RefSeq lists its product as uncharacterized. Lineage: Eukaryota; Metazoa; Chordata; Actinopteri; Cichliformes; Cichlidae. The record is from RefSeq and is a predicted model, not a curated record.